GCGCAGAAGCUUGUGGCGUCAAAGAGCCAGCCGUGUCCAUGGAGCGAGGCUGAGGGGUCACGCUCCGGCCGGAGGCUGCGGGCGCCGCGCCGUGACCAUGUCGGCGUCGUUGGUCCGCGCCACCGUGCGGGCCGUGAGCAAGAGGAAGCUGCAGCCCACGCGAGCGGCGCUCACGCUGACCCCCUCAGCUGUGAACAAGAUAAAACAACUUCUUAAAGACAAGCCAGAGCAUGUGGGUCUGAAAGUUGGCGUGCGAACCAGGGGCUGUAAUGGCCUCUCUUACACCCUGGAGUAUUCAAAGACAAAAGGAGAUUCUGAUGAAGAAGUUAUUCAAGAUGGAGUCAGAGUGUUCAUCGAAAAGAAAGCACAGUUAACACUUUUAGGAACAGAAAUGGACUAUGUGGAGGACAAACUGUCCAGUGAGUUUGUUUUCAAUAACCCCAACAUCAAAGGAACUUGUGGCUGUGGUGAAAGCUUUAACAUUUGAAACCUCAGGACUCCAAGCUCCGGGAGAGCCGGGAUCUACCUGGGAGCUUACUGAAGAAAUCAUGUGACUGUCAUGUUUCAGAGUUUAUGAUGUGCGGCCACCUCAGGGGGGAAUAAAGUGAUGCAGCCACUGUGCUAAUCCCGAAAAGCUGGUAUCUGUAUUGUCUGUAAAGCCCAGAAACUGGGAAAACAUUGUUUUCUUUAGGUCAUUCUCCUGUUCUGUACAGAAAACCCCUGCGCUGCUCUUAACUCUGUAGCUUUGUUCUUUGCGCUAGGACCAACUUCGUGGCCAUUGCUUUGCCGGGAGCUGAGGGAACGGGUAACAGGUGUGCACCCAGAGAUUCUAGUGAGUGGAUUGAGACAUCUCCUCGCCCCCUUCUCAUCUCCCAGGCAGGACAGCUGUGGGUAACAGUGUAGUGGUCCCUCAUUUCCCUCACAUUCGCCAUGGCCUUAUACAUUUUAUUAGAAAUAUGAUCAUCGGACACCUUCUUCCCGCCCUUCAGUAGUUCCAGAUUUCUGAGUGAUGGUGUCAGAAGGUGGGAGCUGCCAGACCUUGUCUCGGUCCAUCCCCUAGCGCAUGCUUCGAGAUGGUUGGCUUAGACCUUUCCAUUGGAAGCUGUGACAAGCAGCCAGCUAGCUCACCGCACUUAACCCUGUGUGUAUGAAGACCAGACCUGAUAAGUUAGAGAGCUAGGACCAUACCCAGCUCUCCCUUCCUCACAGGUGACCCCAGUACUGUAUGAGACACUCAGGAGGUGAGUGGUGCCUGCCUUCCAUGCCUGGGCAGCAUUUUGAUACGACUUUAAUUUAUAGACUGCAUUUGUUUUCUUCUGAAUGGAAGAGCCUUGUUUAAGCUCUUUUAUUUGAAUUGCCAUCUUGCUUGUUUAGAGCUUUGAAACCAUAGUUUCUUUUUUUUUUUUUUUUUUUUUUUUUUUUUUGGUUUUUUGAGACAGGGUU
Molecule: messenger RNA, 1443 nt
Organism: Microtus oregoni (creeping vole)
Lineage: Eukaryota; Metazoa; Chordata; Mammalia; Rodentia; Cricetidae
Product: iron-sulfur cluster assembly 1 homolog, mitochondrial
Exons: 4
Coding region: 98-487 (129 amino acids)
Biological process (GO): iron-sulfur cluster assembly
Cellular component (GO): mitochondrion; cytoplasm
Molecular function (GO): 2 iron, 2 sulfur cluster binding
Source: RefSeq, a predicted model, not a curated record